Beta vulgaris subsp. vulgaris (sugar beet) is the source of this 927-nucleotide messenger RNA. RefSeq names its product 23 kDa jasmonate-induced protein. The transcript is spliced from 2 exons. The record is from RefSeq and is a predicted model, not a curated record. The coding region runs from base 94 to 720 and encodes 208 amino acids. Lineage: Eukaryota; Viridiplantae; Streptophyta; Magnoliopsida; Caryophyllales; Amaranthaceae.
GGAGAAACUAGAACAAAUCCCAAAAAUUUACACAAACACAAAGUCAGUAGAAAGAAAGAAAAAUAAAAACACAAAGCAAACAGAUCGAGAGACAUGGCGAAUCCAUUCGGCCGCGUGAUAGACAACUUCGAGAUAGAGAGGUUGGAUCCCAAUCAUCCGAAACCAGAAGAUAUAAACCAGCUUCACCGAGCUCGGAGUGCUUUCUCAUGGAGGUUGGAUAAUAACAAGUCCCAACAGGCACAGAAUUAUGUGACUGAACUCAAGAGGAGUUACGGCAGUGGAACCUCCACACAUGUCGUAAUCUUUAAUGCCACUGGAUUUUCUCUCAACUUUAGAGCAGAGUCGACCUUAAUUGGCAGGCUUUACCGUACACCGUACCCGUGGGAGAUUGGGAAUGGUCAGUGGGUUUCCUUCCUCCACACUGGUGAUACGACAGCAGGGUUGGUGUAUAGCUGCACCAACAAAUUUGGUCUAGAGCGCGACGUCUACUUUGGUUGGCGAACCGUCGGAGGGCCUGGUGGUGGUACUGGUAACCGCAACCGUGUUUAUGCGGAUGUGAUUCCGAGGGGUGGUUCAUUGACAUGGGAUGCAUGGAGGAAUGCUUUGAGCAAUGCCUCUUCAAGUAAUACCUACAAUAAGAACGGAGUCGAAGUUAAUAUUGAUAUUGCUUCAGGCACCUCUCCCUUCCUCACUGUGAUCAUCAAACUCCCGGGCAUUUGAAUGCGUACUGGGUGCACCUUUUACUGGUGUGACAUGUAAUUGCCUUUAAGAGGUUGCACUAGGCCUCUUGUGGCCUUCACUAUAUAUAUAUUUUUUUUAAGUCUUGUUUCAUUUAUGUAUUUGCUGUAUUUUAAAGUUUCUCUACACGUUGGUGGAUCCAAUUAAAAAUAAAUAUUAGUGAGCAGCUACUAGCUAGUCUCUUAUUUA